CAUGUUCACACAAUCCUUGAGAUCAUUCAGAUCAAAUUACUACUAAGAAAGAGGUAUUUGGAUUCUACAUCAUUUAAGUAUUCUCUAUUCCUCCUAUUCCGGAGGGGAUUAAUCUGGAUUUAGAGAGACUAGGUACUUGGACAACGUACCCCGCCCGCUCUGCCAACGGCUGUUAGACGAGAGUCAUCCUCUCUUGAUGGAUAAUUGCAUAGCGCGAUCAAGACCCCAUUUCUUCCUGGAUAAAUGGCAAGCUGAGAAUAUGGAUCUUUGGAGACUCUUCGCUCCGCAACUGCCGAGACGUGCUCCGUAGUUAUUCCCCGCCAAAUUCCUGGAACCAUCCAGAAAACUAGAGAUAUAUAAGGGCGACGAGGCACCCCCACAAGCUGAUAUUCAUGAUAUCUCCAUGAAUUCUAGGCAUUGGUCCAGUUUUGGCAUCAGAAUUGCUAUUUCCUACCGAGGAUUUCGCCCCUAUUCCUCAAUAUCUGGAUAUAAAACAACUAUGGCCACCACAUCAAUUCCCACUAUCCGGUUGAAUGAUGGGGUUUCUAUCCCCGUGCUCGGUUAUGGAACCGGCACCGUCUGGUAUAAAUCGGCAGACAGCAACAUCAACCGUGAAUUGGUUGAAUCCAUCAAAACAGCCAUUAAGUUAGGAUACCAUCACCUGGAUGGCGCUGAGGUGUACGGCACAGAGCCGGAACUUGGCGUCGCAAUCAAGGAAAGUGGUGUCCCAAGAGAGAAACUGUUUAUCACGACCAAAGUUCUCGUUAAUAUUGCGGAUAUUCCCAAGGCGAUUGACACAAGUCUGAAGAAGCUCCAGCUGGAUUAUGUUGAUUUGUACCUGAUCCACUCUCCUUUCUUCGCCAAAUCCCCAACAGAGCUUCACGAUGCUUGGGCUGCUAUGGAAAAGGUUAAGGAAGCGGGCAAGGCCCGAUCGAUUGGAGUAUCGAACUUCUUGCCAAAACAUUUGGAAACACUUUCGCAAAAUGCAAACAUCACGCCAUCGAUUAACCAGAUCGAGUACCACCCUUACCUGCAGCACGGUCCUCUGGUACUGUUCCACGAGCAAAAGGGAAUCAAAACAGCCAGCUAUGGCCCUCUCACGCCUGUCAUUCGCGCCCUAGGAGGUCCACUCGACCCCGUGCUUUCGAAGCUGGCCCAAAAGUAUGGUGUGGGAGAGGGAGAAAUCCUUCUGCGAUGGUCGUUAGAUCGUGGAACGGUCUCUAUCACCACCAGCGGCAAAGAAUCUCGCCUCAGUAGCUACCUGACCGUCCUGAAUUUCCAGCUAACCCCGGAAGAGGUAGAUGAGAUCUCCAGGGUGGGCGACAAGAAGCAUUUCAGAGCAUUCUGGAAGGAUAAAUUCGCGGCAGAUGACCGGUCGUAGGAUGAGAAAUAACGAACAAGAGUACCACAGCGACAAAUUUUCAUAUAUUAGUUGUACGACGGUAGAAAUAGUCUGACUAGAUUUGAUGAGUAGUAAAGACAUGCUCAGAUACAUACUCGACUGAUUCCACUUGAUUUCAUGGUUGUGGUAGUAGACAUUGAGAGGACGAGUUCGUUAAUGCAGGUACCGCCAGUUGACUGCAUGGAAGGAAAUAAUUAUCAUAUCAUCGUAUUCAAGAACCGAUGACUGGCUCGACCUGUGAGAGGAUACGAAACAAAAGAGUCGGACGACAGGUGUAUUGUCCAUAUG
Molecule: messenger RNA, 1690 nt
Organism: Aspergillus ochraceoroseus IBT 24754
Lineage: Eukaryota; Fungi; Ascomycota; Eurotiomycetes; Eurotiales; Aspergillaceae
Product: aldo/keto reductase
Exons: 3
Coding region: 404-1381 (325 amino acids)
Molecular function (GO): oxidoreductase activity, acting on NAD(P)H as acceptor
Source: RefSeq, a predicted model, not a curated record